This is a messenger RNA of Drosophila ficusphila, 3242 nucleotides long. RefSeq names its product sex-lethal homolog. The record is from RefSeq and is a predicted model, not a curated record. NCBI's taxonomy places the organism in Eukaryota, Metazoa, Arthropoda, Insecta, Diptera, Drosophilidae. Gene Ontology annotation, cellular component: ribonucleoprotein complex. The transcript has 6 exons. Gene Ontology annotation, molecular function: RNA binding. Bases 202 to 1521 code for a protein of 439 amino acids.
GUAGCCUUUAGGGAAAGCCAUUUCGGCAUCUGGCAACAUUAAGCGUUUCGUCAGGAAAAGUGCACAAAAACCGCUGUUUUUUGGUGCAGUUUGUGGAGCCGUUUGCUGAAAACUUGUGGCGCGAACUGCGACGCAAAUAAGCAAGUUUACGAGACAAUUAGUGGAGCUAUUGAAGCCAAAUCAAGCGUAAAACCGAAGGACAUGUCUAACUCCGAAAAGAUGCAAGGUCAGGAGCACGACGAUGAGCAGUCCUCCGACAUCGAGGAGUCCGGCGAUAAUGUAGGUCGCGAUGAGGGAACUGACGAAGACGAUGACAGCAACGGCAACAUGCAGCAGGAGGAUGGCGAUAACAAUGGCCAUGGCGUCCAGAAUGGCCAGGAACAGUCCGGCGAUGAGGGCCCGGGCAAUGGCCAGGGCAGCGAGUGCAACAACUCCGGGCAGCAGCAGCAACAGCAGCAGCAGAUGGAUCGCACCAGCGCCACCAACCUUAUCAUCAACUAUUUGCCGCAGGACAUGACUGACCGCGAGUUAUAUAAUCUUUUUAGUGGCUGUGGACCCAUCAACACCUGCAAGAUCAUGCGCGACUUCAAGACCGGAUAUAGCUUCGGCUACGGCUUCGUGGACUACAAAACGGAGUCGGACUCGGAGGACGCCAUCCAAAAGCUGAAUGGCUUCUAUGUGCGCAACAAGCGCUUAAAGGUCUCCUACGCCCGACCUGGCGGACAGUCCAUUAAGGAUACCAACCUGUACGUAAUCAACUUAUCGCGUAACAUCAAUGACGAUAUGCUGGACCGCAUCUUCUCGCCCUUCGGCCUGAUUGUUCAGCGCAACAUUCUCCGGGACAAGCUCACAGGACGCCCGCGCGGCGUCGCAUUUGUGCGGUACAACAAACGUGAGGAAGCUCAGGAGGCGAUCAAGGUCCUGAACAACACAGUGCCGGAGGGCGGUUCCCAGCCAAUCUGGGUUCGCCUGGCCGAGGAGCAUGGCAAGGCGAAGGCAGCACAGUUUAUGUCCCAGAUCGGAGGUGGCAACGGUGGUGGAGGCCCGCCACACAUGGGUCCCGGCGGACCGAUGCAGCCGCAUCACCACAAUAACCACCAUCACAACAACCACCACAAUCCGCAUAUGCCGCCGCAUCACCAUCAGCAACAGCAUCCACACCAGCAUCCGCACCACCACCCGCCGCUGCAUCACAUGCAGCACCAUCCCAACAACCACAACAACAAUCACCACAACAAUCAUCAUCAUAACAACAACAAUAACCAUCACCACAACUUGGGAGGUCCGCACCCACACCAUAUGCAGCAGAUGCACCCGAUGGGCAUGAACAUGGGCAUGGGCGUUAACAUGGGAAUGGGCAUGGGCAUGGGCAUGCCCAUCCACGGAGGCGGCGGUGGUGGUGGCGGCGGCGGCGGUGGAGGCGGUGGUGGCUUCCACCACAUGGCGCACAGAGGUAGAUCAAAUAGAACAACACGAUCUCAAAAACAGCAUCCAUAUAACCAUGCACAGAAAUUUAUUUAAACGCCAUUAAUUUCUUUACACGAUAUUAGCUGCAUCUCUCAGGUGAAGUGUUCAUUCUGCCAUUGCCGAUUUGCAGCCGAUUCCCCAGCCAGCCGCAACCUGUAGGCAAUGGCCGCAACCAGAACAACAUCAAGAGCGUCUGCAGCAGCAGAGCCAGUACGAACCACCACCGACCGUUAGCCACCUGACCAACCAGAUCCCCCGCUCCGACUACCUAGUGCCAAUCUACUUCCCCGUCACCAAUCCAUCAUCCGCCUCCUUCUCCAUACCCUCUUCGUCGGCCGCAAUUACGGCCUGCCCGGCCAUAAUGCCCCAUCCCGUUCCGAUUCCGGUAUCCAACACGGAAGUUUUCGUUGCAACCUAUCCAGAGGCCACGAUGCCUCAAAUUUCAACUCCAGAUCCACCCAUUGCUGUCCCGGUCCUUUUCCCCGUGGAGGAAGUCAAUGGCGAAGUGGCGGCAGUGGAUGGCGGUUGCUUGAGUUUCUAUAACAUAAACGAGGAUCUGGUAAACUCGUUCACCUACUAUGAUUUGGACAACGGCGAGAUGUGUGCCAUGGGGCUGGUUUACGUGAGCUACCAGGAGCCGCGGAUGGCAGAGGAGCAAUUGGAUGCCGCAACUCUGAUUGCCCAGAUGAGCAAUGCAUCGCUGGCAGAUGGAGACGGCGAAUAAGGCGAGGCUAAAGGCAGUUGGAAUGGCCGGCGGACAUGUCGUCCAAAGAGAACGGGCGAGUAGUAACGGCUCCUAACAAUAAAAAAAGAAGAAGAAGAAGCCGAAUCGGAAGGGAGAUGAGGAGAAAAAGCCGAUCCAAAACUUAUAUCCAAUAGUACCCGACUCUCUCGCUCUCUUUAUGUGUAUGUAUGUAUGUUGUACCCCGUAUAUGUAUAUUCAUGUUAGAGAGCCAGGAUCGGUCGAUACCAUACUAUUUCUGUUUAAACCAAAAACCAAUACUGACUGGCCAGGAACAUAGCAAAUCCAAGCAGUGGCAGCAUCGGCAGGCAGGCAUGAGCAGGUCAGAAAGAACACUUUCACUGAUUUUAGGCAAGCAGAGUUGAAGAUGCAUAGCGUGUAAUAAGAUGUAAGAGAAAUAAUGUUCCAAAGUACAUAAGCCCACACAAUCCCCUACCACUCACACGUAAAGACGGUCGGAAUCGAAUCCUUGAUCAACGAUUUGAUAAUUUCGAGAUUAAGAUAAAAGUUAUGCACUGCGAUGCGAAUUUCUAAGCAAAGUAAGCAGCAAUUCCAAUGAAUUUGUAUGAGGAGCAUACAAAACCCCAAACCCAAAACACGCAGCAAUUGAAACGGAGACAAGAACGGAAACAAGGCAGUAUCUUGACCUAAGAUUACGGUGACAUUAAAGGCCAGAAACUGCGAAUCGGACGGCUAUACUAUACUGAUGUACGGAUACGAAUUUUAGACGGACAACGGACAGCUUGCUCUGAAUAGAUGGUUAAUUUGUAGACUUAUAAGGAAAUCACAAUAAGAACAAGGGUUCGUUCGCGGCACUUGCUUUUUACCACAUAAUAAAUAAAUUAUUGAUGUAUAACCAACAAGCAGACAACAACAACACUACACACUAAAUAAACAACUAUAUAUUAGAUAAAUAUAUAUGAAUGUAUAAACACCCGAUUUCCCGUAAACCUUCAACAUAAACUCGACAAGAAGAUCGUUGAAUAUGAAAUAAACUUGAAAUUUUCCAACCAGCAUACGGUGGGACCCAGAA